GCGACACUCAGCGCUAUACGAAUAACAAAAGAGAGCCUCAAAUGCGUUGCGUUGCGAAAGGAAAUGCCACUGCCAAGGUCCUGAUUCUUGGCAACUCCAUUGCUUAUAGAGCAUACCCGUUGAUUCACAAUAUACUCAAAGGACGCUAUCGCAGCCUCAGGCUUUAUGCAAGAGGCGGAUGCCCAUCUUUAUCGAACUGGUGUGCAGAUUUCACAAAGGCAACGAGGAAAGUUGUGCAACAUGAAAAGCCAGACAUUGUA
This is a messenger RNA of Cylicocyclus nassatus, 260 nucleotides long. The record is from the annotation of a GenBank genome assembly. NCBI's taxonomy places the organism in Eukaryota, Metazoa, Nematoda, Chromadorea, Rhabditida, Strongylidae.